This is a messenger RNA of Neltuma alba, 402 nucleotides long. RefSeq names its product probable LRR receptor-like serine/threonine-protein kinase At1g53430. Gene Ontology annotation, biological process: protein phosphorylation. The transcript is spliced from 2 exons. The record is from RefSeq and is a predicted model, not a curated record. Lineage: Eukaryota; Viridiplantae; Streptophyta; Magnoliopsida; Fabales; Fabaceae. Gene Ontology annotation, molecular function: protein kinase activity; ATP binding. Bases 1 to 402 code for a protein of 133 amino acids.
AUGGCGCCUGAAUAUGCAAUGCGAGGAUACUUGACUGACAAAGCAGAUGUUUAUAGUUUCGGAGUUGUUAUUUUAGAAAUUGUCAGUGGAAAAGGCAACACAAGUUACAUGCCAAAAGAAGAGUUUGUUUAUCUUCUUGAUUGGGCCUAUGUUCUCCAAAAGCAAGGAAACCUUCUUGAACUAGUGGAUUCAAAUCUUGGUUCAAGCUAUUCCUCACAAGAAGCCAUGAAAAUGCUGGAGUUGGCACUCAUAUGCACUAGCCCAUCUCCAACUCUGAGGCCAUCCAUGUCCUCUGCUGUUAGCAUGCUUGAAGGAAAGUUGCCAAUCCAAGCCCUAACAAUCAAACAUCGAGAGAAUGACCAGGAUGUGAGAUUCAAGGCCUUUGGAAUACAAUCAUCUUAA